Messenger RNA from Penaeus monodon (black tiger shrimp), 6484 nucleotides. RefSeq names its product REST corepressor 2-like. Gene Ontology annotation, cellular component: histone deacetylase complex; transcription regulator complex. The record is from RefSeq and is a predicted model, not a curated record. Gene Ontology annotation, molecular function: transcription corepressor activity. Gene Ontology annotation, biological process: negative regulation of DNA-templated transcription; regulation of transcription by RNA polymerase II. NCBI's taxonomy places the organism in Eukaryota, Metazoa, Arthropoda, Malacostraca, Decapoda, Penaeidae. Bases 140 to 1408 code for a protein of 422 amino acids. The transcript is spliced from 10 exons.
CGUUUGUUUACGUACCACAGGAAGCCGAAGGCGAAUGGCUGCUGCAUCUCCUGCUCUCGAGGCCCCGCUCCUUCGCGCCCCCUUCUGAGCUCACGAGCCCCGCCCGCGCCGCGCUCGCCGCCCGGACCCCGAAGGCACGAUGGUCACGGCCAGCAACAGGAACAACAACGAAUCCAAGGACGACAAGAAAUCCCGAGGCCCGAGCCCCAGCAACGGCCACAGCGACGAUGCCGAGAAGGAUGGAGAUACAGGCAUGCGUGUUGGAAAGGCAUAUCAAGCAGAGAUUCCAAAUAUGUUGCCAUCACAAGAACGCCGGCCAGAGCAGUGUCCAGAAAGAGCCUUGUUAGUGUGGGCUCCUAAGCUGGAGAUCAACGAAGAGAGUUUGGAACAGUACAUCUGGUUGGCAAAGGACAAAUACGGGUACAAUGCCGAGCAGGCACUGGGCAUGCUGUUCUGGCAUCGUCAUGACUUGGAGAAAGCAACAGCAGACCUUGCCAACUUCACGCCCUUCCCUGAUGAGUGGACGACCGAAGACAAGGUCCUGUUUGAGCAGGCCUUUCAGUUUCACGGGAAAAGCUUUCAUCGCAUAAGACAGAUGUUACCAGACAAGACUAUAGCCCAGCUAGUAAAGUACUAUUAUCUGUGGAAGAAAACUAGACAACGAAGUUCUCUAAUUGAUCGACAUGCUCGCAAACACACUGCAAAGCUCCAGCAGGCUACAGAAGGUGGACUGGGAGAUAGCAGCGGAGAUAGAUCUGAUGAAGAUGAGGAGGGACGUGGUGGGGAGGAGACCAAGAACUGCUCGAACUGCACCAUCCCUGCGACCAUCCUCAACGAGUCUCCCAAGGGACCUCAGUGCCAGACGUGUUACAACCACUGGAAAAAAAUGGGGUGUCUGCGGCCAACUGUAGGGCCCAUGAAGAGAGAUAAACAGCUCAUCAAGCACAAGCGACGACCACCUCGCGGCAUGCACAUAAACCAUGAGGACCUUAUGGCUAUGGUGGCCCCUGCCCCCCCAGGCCCCCUAGGUGCCCCUACCCAAGGCCAGCAGCUACUGCGACACAUGGAGAAUGAGGUCAUUGCUCUCAAACGCCAGGUACAGAGUAACAAGGCACAGAUCAGCAACUUGCGAGAAAAUCUGGCCAAGGAUGGUAUCAAUUCCCUGAGGCCACCAGGACAAACGGGGCCACUGAAGGCCAAAUGGUCGCAUGAGGAACUUCUACUGGCUGUGCAAGCUGUACGAUAUUUUGGAAAGGACUUCAAAGCCAUCGCCGAAAUUGUAGGCAACAAGACAGAGAAUCAUGUGCGGAGCUUUUUUGUGACUUACCGCAAGCGUUACAACUUGGACAAUGUUCUGAGAGAGUGGGAAGAGGAGCACGGUCCGGUCCGAACCAGUGCAGACGAAUAGUUGCGACUUUGCAUUUGGAAAGCAUUGGAAAAUGCCCGCCCAUCGUGUCAACGCCAGCUCCAGCAUGUGGCUGCCGAGAGCUGGGUCAGAAAGUCCUCUUUUCAACUCUUCAGGACAUGCGCAUUUUUGGCCGGGAUGUUCAUAUUUCAAAAUGAUUUUUGUAAGUUAUCAAACAGAUUCCUCUCAGUAUUCUUGGAGUUGUCUACGGGUAUUUCAGGGCCUAAGUAGGAUUUUCACUUUAUUGGCGGAUGAAGAGCAUGCCUAAGAAUCUUACCUUUAGUAGGAGGAUGAGCGGAUGAGGCCUAGGAUACCUGAGGAAAAUCUAGAGUCAUGCUACCUUAAUGAGAAUCUAGAAAAAAAAAAGAAAAAGAAAUUGUCUUACAAUUUAAAAUACAAAGUGACAAGUCCCUAAUUGCUAAGGUACUUCUGAGCAGUCAUAAUAUUGUCUUAUACAGUGUUUGCAAAGUUGUUGGUAAAACAUAAUUUUUACAAUGAAUUACUCUUCAUGCAUAUUACCAUGCAGAAUAUUUAUGAGUGUUGAGGUUUAUCUACAUUUGUGUAUAUGUGUAGGUGCAUGUAUACAUUUGUAUACAUACAUGUUCAUAUAUACUCAUCACUGGAUUGUUGAUAACAGUAUUUCAUUAUUUAUUUCUAGGGAAAUUCUUAGGAACACACCAGGUUGAAGUCUAGGUUGAUUAAUCUACUUAAUCACAUGCAGCCCUAGGAUAUUACUAUUUUACUUCAGUCUGUCAUAAGGUGAUCGUAAAAUGGUAUUGCACAUAGUUCCUUGUUGGACACAUGAAAAUGACUAGUGUACAAAUUGUAGAGGUUAAGUAUGCCAAGUGUGAAUUAUCUUUGCCAAUUUUUUCUUGAUGUAUAUAUCAGCAAGUAAUAGUGAAGAGAAAGAAAUGAAAAUACAAGAGUCUUCUUUUUUUCUUUCCCUUUUUUUCAUUUCUUUUUUACAUAUUUAUUUUGAUAAAAUUACGUAUUUUGCCAUUUCUUUUAAAGUGUAUAUUUUUUUGUGUAUGCAUGUGUGUGACAAAGUCAGUGAGUAAGGAAAACUCUGCCAUCUUUCAUAUGUGUUGCCAAGUAAUUAAGACAUUUUCCAAAUAGUGCCAGUCUUUUUUUUUUUUUCUUCUUCUUUUUUUCUUUUUUGACACUUAUUUUACUAAACUUUAACGCCUACAUUUGUGCCUGGCAGUCAACCGAAGAUUACUGCAACACUUGGUCUGAUAAGAGGACUUACAUUGCAUUUGCUAGUCUAGAUGACAGAAGGCAGUAUUAUGAUGCUGAUGCUUUUCUUCUUUCUUCCUCAAGAAAAAGAGGAUAAUAAAAGAUACAGCCAGCAGGAGGGCAGUGAUUGCUCAGUUUUAUUAUGGUUGAGAUUGUGUGGUUGUGUCCUUAGUGCUGUCACUGCUUGCUUCAUUAAGACAAAGAAAAGAAGUUCAUCCACAUUUACCUUGCCUAGUCAUGGGUUAUUUUUGUGUACAGGUACCAUUAGCAUGGCCGUGAAAGCCAGGGAGUAGCACUGUCGACUGCUUUGCAACAGGAAUGCAUGCUGAUAAGUCCUGGACUCUCAGGAAUAUUUUAUGCUGCCUUCUACUACUUAUAUUUUAAGUGAGAAGAAUAAUUUUCAAGAAUGCAUUAAUUUGAGUAAAAGACAAAAGGGUCUUGAGUAGUCAUCCGAAACAGUUUGUAUUCUUUGUCUGUACGAUAUUGUAUAUAUUUAUUUGAAAUUUUGUGCUGUGCACAAGAACUUGAUUUCCUCGUUUGAUUUUGUUUUGUUGACAUUCAUCUUACAAGAUACCAGGCAAAAUCUGAAGCAAACUUUGCAUUUUGUUAAAGAUUUGUCAUAGUUGGAAUCUGUGAUAUGAAACAUCAUUGUACAUUAGCAAAAGCCAUCCUUACAUUGUCAAGACAAAUUUUAGUAGCAUAUUUAGUGCUUGUCAUUCAAAUUAAAUACAAUUAGAAAAAAUAGCUGUCAUGUCUAGAACAUUUCAUGAAGUGCUGAAUGAAGGGAUGCUUCUCCCUUAUGCAGUUUGAAGUGUGCAUCGUGCUGAAUAUUGUUUGAUUUAGACUGAAUUUUACACAAUGGCUUAAUGUUUCUUUCUUUUACUCUCCCUCCGUGCCACCCUCUCGCCCAACCCCCUCUACCCUCCCUCUUACCUGCUUCCCACUUCUCUUUCUUUAUAUUGAAAGAGACUUCUGCAACAUUUAUGCUUUGGUAGUGACUAUUUUGUUACUCUGUGAUCAUAGAUGUUCCCACUCCAGUUAAGUGAGAAUUCAGGUUUUUCCUUCUUUCUUUUUCUUGUUUUUUGAGAUCAUAGGUCAGAAAGUGAGAAGUAGGCAAAGACAGACAGACAGAAACAGACAGAGAAACAUUAGUAGUGGGAAUGCCUUUUAUAGCUUAGUUUGAAUUUUUUUUUACAGAUAACUACAUUGACCAAUGUUAUCCCAAUUAUAAGGAAGUUGCAGCUUUAUGGCUUCUUUAAAAAACACGAACCAAUAAAAGUCAUUAUAUUUUGACAAAACAUUACCAACAGGCUAGAAGGGGCUGUGUAAUAAAGAAGAUAAUUCUAAAACCUUUGAAAUAUACUGUAGUCAUCUCAGUUCAUAUGUAGCCAGAAGCAGUGCCCCUCUACCGUAACUAAAGAGUAGAGAGGUUAAUGUUCAGUGUUCAUGACAUAAGCCAUCAUUUGAACAUAAUAGGUUCCGUGACUUCAAGUUUAAUGUUACUUAAUCUCUUUUAAAGUGCUAUUCCUUUAGAAUUAUAUAUAAAAUCUUUUGAGUUUCCAAUUUUUACAAUCAUUAUCGUACAGAACAGGUCAGAUUAUAAAACUGAAGACACUGAGCUCGAGGAAAAGGGAGGGAUGCUAACAUUAUGUGUGAACCCUAACUUAGUUAAGGGAGAGGGGCAGAUAUGAAUUAAGGUGGCUAUAGCUCAUUCAUACUGAUAAAGAUAUGGAAGAGAUAUUGGAAACUGAGCCGUCUGAGUUUACUCUGGACAUUUACAUCACCACUGUCUAGGCAGAAAUCCUUGUUACUGGAACUCAGAAGUACAAGAAAACCAGCAUUGUAGAUGAUACUUAGAUGUAAUCAUAGUAACAGCCAUUUAUUCCUGUAAUGAAAACUUGCCUAGGUGUAAAAUGGAAAACUGUCCCUUUGUCAAAAGAUAUGUCGUCUGAACUCGAGUAUGGGUCGAAGUGAUUAGUUUGUGAAAAUGUGUUGGUCCCCUUUUUCAUGCUUCUACCUGUGGUUUCCCAUUUUGUUUCAUUAGUGUAAAAGUUGUAUCUUUAAAGCAAGAAUACAGACAGAUUGAUCAAAUUAUUUUGAAAGAAAAGCCAGCCCUCAGUUACAGUGUUUCAUGUCUUAAAACAAGUUAGAUAUAUAUUUAUUUUCUCAGGUGAAGUAGCUUAAGGUUAUCAGUAGAACAGCGAAGAACUAAAUGAAUUGUUCAUUUACUAGAACAGAGAGAUAGUAUAAUGAUGUUAUAAGACCAUGCCCUUUUUUAUUUGUUUGACUGUAUUUGUUAUCUGUUUGUUUAUAUUGAACAGGGAUAUUGAAGAUAAAAGAUAGAUAAAAGUGCUUAUGGUUUCAAGUCAGCUCUGCAUUAACCUCAUUGUAAAUAUACAUGUGAGAGUAUUUAUUUUAGAUUAUAGUCUGCAAUUUUAUUCAUAACAAUGUCACUGGGAUCUACAUGCUAGAUUUGAUUUGAUUUCCUGCUGAUUUGGAAAUUUGGAUAUUCAGAAUUACUAUGUUUCAGAGGGUGUAAGAUACACAGACAUGCACAUGUUGAUCAAGAAGAUGUGACAAUAUGUAUUUUAUUUUCUUCAAGCCAGAAGUAUUAUGGAAAGCUCACCAUCUGUUCUCAGCAAAGUGCUUUUUAGAAAUUCCUUCCUGCCUAGACCCAGUUAGAGUUUCCCCUUCUCUUUUCACAGAAGAAACUUCAGAGAAAAGUUUUAUUAAGUAUUUAUGCGUAAGAAACCAAGGCAGUCACUGAAACUAAUGAUGCACUUCAAUUCACCUUUUAACUAAUCUUCAGCUUCUGAUAUUGAAAUGCUGUCAAAUGCUCAUAAAAAGCAGAUGGCUUUGUCGCACCUCGUAAUAGCUCUUUACACUGCCCAAGUUAUUUUUAUAAGGGAUAACAGUUUGCUUUCUUUUAGCAGUUCUUCAGGAAAAGGAGAGAGCUCAUAGCAAAUACUCUUUGAUCAUAGUUUUUGUCCCCAGUACUGCUCAUGCUUAUUUUAUAAGUAUUAUUAUUAUUAUUAUUAUUUUGUUUUUAUUAUUAUUAUUAUUUUUAUUAUUAUUAUUUUUUUUUUUUCUAAAAAUUCAUCAGAAUUCACUGGUAAAUUUAUGGAAGUGACGCGGGCAAUUAGGAACACGUAUUUGCCACCAUUGAACUUAGAUUGGGAGGGGGGAUUUGUUCACUAUCAUUUAAAACUGACGAGUAUGAAACAUAGGAAAAAUUAAAGGUAAUUUCUGACAUGCAAGCAGCUGGUGAUGGUUUAUGUAUCAGAAUUACUCUUAGCAAAAAUACAUAGAUAUAAAGAGAAAAAAUACUAAGUUCACUUUUCUAUUUUUCUCUUGUUUGAACAAUAGCGUCUCCUUCCAGAUUAGUGUAUAGCACAUACUGUAGAUACUGUAUAUUGUAAGCACAGGUUUUCAUCUUAAAUUCAAUAUCUUUUCCAGUUUUGAAUAUACAGUAAUUUAAAGGACAUAAACUUUACAUGAAGUCAAAGAAAUCCAAAGUAUGAUUUAAGAUUGCAAACUAUCCACAGUUCCUUUAUAGUUCCAUUGUGUCUGAGGCGUAGUAUUAGCUUUGAAACAAUUAUAUUUGUUAGAAAUGGAAUCAUAUGCUGAGUAAUCUACAUCAGAGUCUUUGGAUUUCUACUCUAUUUUCAUAAAUAUUUAUCUGUGUCCAUUGAAAAAGGUGUUAUAUCUCCUCCCUGUGCUGAGUAGUGACAAAAGUAACUUAUAUACGUAACUGUUUGUGUUACCCUGUGUGUCCUUUGAAAGUAAGUCACGGUGUGUCUAACGAUUGUACAGAUUUGCAAAAUAAAUUAUGCUUGAAAAUAA